This is a messenger RNA of Mustela erminea (ermine), 5727 nucleotides long. RefSeq names its product zinc finger protein 71 (gene ZNF71). The record is from RefSeq and is a predicted model, not a curated record. Gene Ontology annotation, biological process: regulation of transcription by RNA polymerase II. Lineage: Eukaryota; Metazoa; Chordata; Mammalia; Carnivora; Mustelidae. The coding region runs from base 2910 to 4358 and encodes 482 amino acids. The transcript has 2 exons. Gene Ontology annotation, molecular function: RNA polymerase II cis-regulatory region sequence-specific DNA binding; DNA-binding transcription factor activity.
UUCCACGGAAUUUUCUCCACAGAAUUGCUUUUGCACGUCUGUCAAAAAUCAGUCGUCCGUGUGUGUGUGGGGGGGGGGUCCAAUUCUGGGCUCUGUUCUGUCUCCUCCGUCGAUGUCUGUCGCAACACCAACACCGUGUCAUUUGCUCUUCUCUCAGUUCCUGCCUUUAUGACCUGUGCUCAGUCUAGGCAGCUUGCAGUCCUCACGACCCUCUGAGUGUCCUGGCCAGUGCCUGUGAAUUAUGUGGUACAGGUUUCAUGGCUGGCUGUUGUGAGAAGUCGCUGUUCCCAGCCUUCAUCGGCUCUGGGUACAUUUUUAAAUCCUUUUGGGUGUUUUUUCCCAAGCUUGGGUAGUUUCCAUGUCCGCUUGUUCUGAUCAGGAAUCUGAUACUCGCAGAUCUCCAGAACACUCUCUCUGCUCAUGCAGUCUGUCAGGCUUUGCCUCAGUGUCCACCCUCCUCCCACUAAGGCCCCAUAGCACGGCCUGCAGCUUUUCUCCUGCAUAAGCUGGGUGGUCGUAGGGCCUUCCUGUCCGAUGCCACCUCUCAGGUCACGUUGCCCUUUCUUGGCUAACAACCUUCGUUUAACAUAUUUUGUCUUCCCCCUUCCCCAUUGCUUUGGCUGUAGGCUGAGGGGAAAUCUUAUCCCUGUUUCUCAAUCUGGGCCAGAAGCCCCAUUUGAGGGAGGAAAAAAUGGGCGUGUGGUGUGUGUGUGUGUGUGUGUGGUACAGGUUUGUCUUAUGUACUUUUGUAAAAAGGUGUGCACUGGGGAGAAAAUUCUUUUUUAGGGGGUAGAGAAAGUUCUAAAAAUACGACCCAAAUGGUUAACACAGGUGAUAUUGCAGGAGACUUCCGUUUUGUUAUUUUUUGAUGUUUGUUUAAUAACAAGGGUGAAUUACUUCAUGAUCAGAAACAGUCAUAGAAUUAUCGAAUAUGGGAAAAGAAGGUAUGAGAGACAAGAAAUCUAGUUCCACAAAAACAUCCCUACUUAGAUCCAAAGGAGUGAAGAGCGUCUUGCACAUUAGUGGCUUUUUGCCCAAGAGACCUUUCCAGACACUGUCCUGUUGGCAGUUCCCUUGGCUGCAGCAAGAAAGUCCAUGUCCACGCCUGCCACGGGCCACACGUUGGCGGGCCGCUGCUGUUUGCAGGGCCUGUUGGUGAAGCGCUGUGGGGCUGGUUGGUUUAACUGGGCUGACAUCAGGCUGUCUCUUCACAGCUUUUCAGAGCUGACAGCCAAGUGUUUGCUUUUCUGCAAAUGACCUCUCCUGAUGGGUUUUAAUCCACGAAAAGGAGGCUUCCUGCUUUCCCCUGCCCUCUUGGAUUGCGGGGUGUGUGGCAUCCUGCUUCUCAAGGGUGUUUGCUCCAAAGGACUUCCAACAGUUUCCAGCUGAGACUCUGCCUGCUUUGACCUCUGCAGCCAUGGCCUGUUGAUACCCCAGCACAUCUCAGACCCCACCGGCCCCAUCCGGAUUCACCAUCCCCUUCCUGUCCCCACCCCACAGCCUUCAUGUCCUGUGUUGCCACCUGCCCUAACAUCAGGCUGAACAUCAGGCACACCCCAGGGGGGCUAAGCCACGAUCAUUCCCCUACCUUAAGUAUUUCCCACAUUUUUUCCUCUGGGAUAGGAAGGUACCUCACAGCAAAAUCAGUGACUUCUCAGGGCGCAUGGCUCUGGGAUCAGACCACUUGAAUCCCAGCUCUGCCUCGAAUGUGCUGUGCCCUUGAGUUUGUGACUUGUUUCCCAGACCCUCAGUUCCCUCGUCUGUAAAAUGGGUACACUCAGGAGUACCUAGCUCGCAUGUGGUUGUCAGGGCCGUGUGGGAUGAUCCACGCAGAAGGCUUCGCGCCGUGCCAGGCAUGAUGCCCAGGGAAUGUUCAUCUGACGGCUUUUGUGUGCCAGGCAGUGCUGUAGGAGCUGGGCCCUGACAAGGUCUGUGCCCUCCUGGAGCUCACUGUCCACAGGGCGGCUGACAAUAGACAGAUCCAGGCAAGAGCAAGCAGGAGGGGUGUUCCUUUCCACUGUAGGAUGACAGGGAAGGCCUCCCUGUGGCGGAUGUUAGCUGGGGGCUGAAGGAUGUGCACCGUUGGGAAAGUGGGGUGGGGUGGUGGCAGGUGCAAAGGCCUGGAGGCAGGAUGAACUUGGCAUGGACAGCUUUGCUGGGAAAAAAUAGGGAGCCACAGGGCAAGUGUGACUGACAGCAAAUGAGCUGGGAUGGAUGGCGGGAGACAGGAGAGGGGGGCCUGGCUCUGUCCUGAGGACCCUUUAGACCAGGGGAAGGUGCUGCCUUUGAUUCUGGACACUCAGCACGCCAAGAAGACACUGGAGAGUUUCACCUGACUCUUAAGAACAUCCUCUAGCUGCUGAGUGAGAAAUGGUUGUAGAGGGGUGAGGGCAGUGGAGGGUGGUGGAUCUUGCUGCAUUUUGGCCAGAAAAUCCAGGUGGCUAACUCGGUCCGUGGCAGGGGUGAGAGGCGAGAUUUGGUCUAGCCCGAGCUAUUGUGUCUGUUCAGUGCUCCUGCCCCCCAUCUGGAUGGCAGGAGGAAAGGGGUAAAUCAAGGCUGACUGCUCCGUCCUUUUUUUUUUUUUUUAAAUAUUUUUAAGUGGUAAAACAGACCUAAACUUCAGCAUUUUAACCAUUUGGGUAUGCAGCUCCAUGGUGGUGAAUACGCGCACACUGCUCUGCCACCGCCCCCAUCCGUUCACAGAACUCUUUCAUCUUGCAAAACCGAAAUUCUGUCCCCGUUAACGUCCUCUCCACACCCCGUGCCCCAGCUCCUGGUGCCACGGUCUGCUUUCUGCAUCCAUGAGUGGGAUGACUCCAGGGACCUCACAAGAGAGGGUCGUGCAGUAUGGAGCCUUCCGUGUCUGAUUGACUGCUCUAAGGCUUUUGGACUUGGAGACUAGACCUGAAAUGAAGGAGUCGGGGCCACAGGAGGACAGUGUGGAAGACAGACUGCCUGCUGGGGUGGUCACGGAGAGACCCCCGAGACAUGGUGCUCGCGGUGUGGCCUCUGAUGGAGUGUGGACGCAGGGCGAGCGGGUAGAGAGGCAGCUGGGAAGCACAGGGACCCGUCCGCAGCGGCCGGAGCUUUCCCUGGGGCUGCCCGCCACGGGCCGGGAGUUUCAGGUCUUCACCCCGCAGAGCUCUGGGCCGGUCCCGCCACAGUCAGAGGGCCCGAGGGAAGAGGGGACCCGGGCACUGGCCGCGCUCGGGAAGACCUUCUCCGGGGACCCGGCCGUCAGCCUGCCAACCCAACUGGACGUGGACAAGAGGUCCUAUGGCUGCAGCGCGUGCGGCAAGGCCUUCAGCCGGAGCUCGUCGCUAAUGAAGCACCAGCGCAUCCACACAGGCGAGAAGCCCUUUGAGUGUGACGCGUGUGGGAAGCACUUCAUCGAGCGCUCGUCCCUCACCAUCCACCAGCGCGUGCACACUGGGGAGAAGCCAUUCACGUGUGGAGACUGUGGCAAGGCCUUCAGCCAGCGCAUGAACCUCGUCGUGCACCAGCGCACGCACACGGGCGAGAAGCCCUACGUGUGUGCCGCAUGUGGGAAGGCCUUCCGCAAGACGUCCUCGCUGGCGCAGCACGAGCGCGUGCACACCGGGGAGAAGCCGUACGCGUGUGGCGACUGCGGCAAGGCCUUCAGCCAGAACAUGCACCUCCUCGUGCACCAGCGCACGCACACGGGCGAGAAGCCCUACGUGUGCGACGCGUGUGGCCGCGCCUUCAGCCAGAACAUGCACCUGACUGAGCACCGGCGCACGCACACGGGCGAGCGGCCGUACGCGUGCAAGGAGUGCGGCAAGGCCUUCAACAAGAGCUCGUCCCUCACGCUGCACCGGCGCCGCCACACGGGCGAGCGGCCGUAUGCGUGCGGCGAGUGCGGCAAGGCCUUCAGCCAGAGCUCCUACCUGAUCCAGCACCAGCGCUUCCACAUUGGCGUGAAACCCUUCGAGUGCAGCGCGUGCGGCAAGGCCUUCAGCAAGAACUCGGCACUCACGCAGCACCGGCGCGUGCACACUGGUGAGAAGCCCUACGCCUGUGCCGUCUGCAGCAAGCACUUCACGGGUCGCUCGUCGCUGCUCGUGCACCAGAUGGGCCACACGGGCGAGAAGCCAUUCGCAUGCGGCGAGUGCGGCAAGGCCUUCAGCCAGAGCGCGUACCUCAUCGAGCACCAGCGCAUCCACACCGGCGAGAAGCCGUACCGGUGCAGCCAGUGUGGCAAGGCCUUCAUCAAGAACUCCUCGCUCACGGUGCACCAGCGCAUCCACACGGGUGAGAAGCCAUACCGGUGCGGCGAGUGUGGCAAGGCCUUCAGCCGCAACACCAACCUCACGCGCCAUCUGAGGAUCCACACCUAGGGGGCGGCCUGGGGGUGCACCUUGUCCCGGGGCUUCCCUUCAGGGGCUUCCAAGUCCACUCCAGUGUGGGUGGGAUCCAUCAGACCCGCUGGCAGUGCGACAAGUCCUACAGGGUCACCCACCACUGGCACCCCGGCUGAGAGGAGUCCCACCCCACCGGGGCCUUACGACUGGGGCCUCGUGGACGGCCCCCUCCCCACUGGGCACCUGCAUGCCCACAGCAGAAAGGGUCUGAUACAUCCUCUGGGUCUGAUACACUGGGGGCCAUGGUCAGGGCUGCUGCUGUGGCUGGAAACCCCCAGGAGCUCCAGGAACCUGGCAUCAGGGUUCCAGGCUGUGGGAAUGCAUAUAAGAGCUGGGACGAGGCAUUUGGUGUCUCUGGGCGACACUCAGUAGGAAAGCAGGAGGGGCGGGGGGAGGUGGACUCAAUAAGUGAAUGUGGGGACAUUUCUGGACCCUAGAUCUGGUCCAGAUGUCAGGUUGUCAUCCUCCAUGAAGUCCCUCCUGGGGUAGAAGCCAGAGGGCCCCUCCCUCCAUCCGUUCCUGACCCACCAUGCUAGACCCACCAUGUCACCUGCCACUGACAUGGCAAGCUGUCAAUGGGCGAAAAAGGUGGUUUUCAGAGUCCGCAAAUAACAGUAAGCACUUUGGAUGCCAAAGUUUCUCAGUCUGUUAAAUUUUUUUUUAAAUAAAACUUUUCAUUAAGAGAGACUGGUGUAAUUUUAAACAGUUGUCAAACAGGUGCAAAAGAUAUAGGCACCAGUGGUCCCGUUGAAAUCUGCGUCAGUGCCUGUGGGAGACGAGAAGGUCAGGCAAACACCAGCGGGCCAAAUAUUCAGGUUUAAAGACUUAGCUUAGAAAGUUUGCAUAUCUGGGCACACACUCCGUUUUUAUAGUGAUUUUUGCAGUUAAAUUUGAAGGCAGCUCCAAGGGAGUUUCCUAAGGCUCACCUGAUGCUUUGUUUACACAGAGAUACCGCCCCCAUUCAGCCCCAGAGUCUCCUUUUGAAAGACCCUAGAGGACCUGCACCCAAGGACGCACUCACAGACCACUGGAUGCAAUAAGCAAGAGGAUUUUAUUCGGGCAUGCUCGGACUCCCAGGGACACUUGACCACGAAAUCCGCGAGGGAUGGGUCAGUGUCUGAGAGCCCCGAUCUGUUUCGGGAGUCCCUUAAUAUAGAAUUUUACAGUCCAUUACAUCAGAGCCCUCACUUUUCCAGCCAGUAAUUUCAAAGCAUUACAGCAAGGCCUACACACAGGUAGCCAAUCCUUUAAAACCAACCAUACAUUCUGGCCAGUCACCGUUCAGGUAGUGUACAGUAGAGGGUACGUGUUGAAUUGCACGUUUCUAACCUUUAUCUGUAUACGU